Ictalurus punctatus (channel catfish) is the source of this 945-nucleotide messenger RNA. It is a transcript of the gene sft2d3, whose product is annotated as SFT2 domain containing 3. Gene Ontology annotation, biological process: vesicle-mediated transport. Gene Ontology annotation, cellular component: membrane. The record is from RefSeq and is a predicted model, not a curated record. The coding region runs from base 43 to 714 and encodes 223 amino acids. NCBI's taxonomy places the organism in Eukaryota, Metazoa, Chordata, Actinopteri, Siluriformes, Ictaluridae. The transcript has a single exon.
UGACGUUUCACCACUUCCUGUUUGGGUUCCAACGCAACAAUCAUGGCGGAAUUAAACCGACAGCUUCAGGAAUAUUUAGCCCAGUCCAAGAGCGGUGCAAAGACAAUAUCGCAGUCGAGCUCCAGCACCACUGUGAACAUCGAUGACGCCGACAGGGGUGCACCGGGAAGCUGGUUCGGUCGGUGGUCGAGUUCGUUCUCGGGACGCGGCGGAUCUUCGACAGGCCCGAGCUCGAGCAGCGGGUUUUCCUGGCCGUGGUCUGCGGAACCCGAUCCGUGUCUGCCGGGUAUGAGUCGGUCUCAGCGGAUGGUCGCAUUCGGGGUGUGUAUCUUAUUUUCGGCGCUGUGCUUCGGGCUCUCGGCUUUGUAUGCGCCGCUGCUGUUACUGAAGGCGAGGAAAUUCGCCCUGCUGUGGUCGCUCGGCUCGCUUUUCGCGUUGAUCGGCGCCGCCAUCCUGCGCGGACCGAGCCGCUUGAUCGCCGCCCCGUCCCCGGGGGCCGUGAUAUACCUGUGCUCGCUGGGGGCGACGCUCUACGCGGCGCUGGGGCUCCACAGCACCAUGCUCACGGCGCUCGGAGCCAUCGUGCAGAUCGGCGCUAUAGUGGGCUACAUGGUGUCUCUGGUGCCCGGUGGCAGCGCGGGGAUGAGGUUUGUCGGUGGAAUGGCUGCAUCGGCUAUCAAAAGGACAGUGACCGGAAAAACCAUGCCCAUAUGAGCACAACAAACUACAGGACUGAACACUAAGAAUGUCUUUUAAAUCUUGGGAUGCUUAAUGUAUUAAUCUGGUGUGCAGAUUAUACGUCAGUAGACUGGUUUCUGCGUUUAUCUGGAUUAAAUGGAAACUAAUUCAGAUUGUUCCACUGUGAAAUGAGGACCAAAGUAGUACUUAUGCACGUCUAACACAUUUCGUGACUUUGUAAAUAAAGAUUCGUGGAGAUUAACAGUG